CUGACUGUUCUUCCAUGCGAAGUUUGCCUUGAGGAUGAAAUCUUCUAAGAAGAGAAAGGAAAAUUCCACAAGUGGGGCUUCAAAAAGCUUUAAGCAGCCAAAGAAUGAUUUCAAGGGUGAACUUUUGAAUCACUAUUUUCUCGCAGAAGCAUUUAAAGGAAAAUUUGUUAGUGCAUACAGGAAUGAAGACGAUUUUAAUGAGGGUGGAUGUGUGAUACAUACCAAACCAUUCAAGUGUUGCUUUCUUCCUAAGUUCAUAUCAGAUGAGGAAUUUCUACAGAGUUUAGAACAAGAUCUUCUCAAAUUAAAAUUUUUUGAGAAAUCAAAUGAUUUAUAUAAAUUCCACCAGAGUGAUGACCUAAAGAAAUCAUCAAAGUUGAGCAUAACUUCUUUGAGGAAUGCUCUGUACAAUGACUUCAGAAGUUGGCUUCAUGAAGUCACAGGUUUUGUUGAUCUGACUAACCAAGUGGAUAUGUCCUGUGCUAAAUAUGAACAUACUGAUGUUCUUCUCUGCCAUGAUGAUGAACUAGAAGGAAGACGAAUUGCAUACAUAUUUUACCUGGUUCCUCCAGACUGGGGGGUUAAUGAUGGUGGAACCCUUGAUCUCUUUUGCAUUGAUGAACAUGGUCAGCCAGACCAGAUUACAAAAUCUCUGCUUCCACAGAGGAACUCGCUGGUGUUUUUUGAAGUGACACCAAUUUCAUUUCAUCAGGUUUCAGAAGUGUUGUCUCUCAGUAAAACCAGAUUGUCAAUCAGUGGAUGGUUCCAUGGUGAUAUUAUAGACAGACCUGCACCUUACCAGGAGCCACACCCGAAAUCGCUCAAGCCUUGUACUUUGGAGGAUGAGGCACUAGUUGAUUGGGUCAAUCCAAUGUACCUUGACACAAGCGUGGUCAAAGACAUAAGAGCACGGUUCAAAGAUGAAUCUGAAAUACAGUUGCAAGAAUUUCUUCUGGAGAAUAAAUAUGAAGAAAUUGUGGAAGCAUUAUACGAUGAAAAGAUAGAAUGGAAGUAUCAAGGACCAGCAAACAAGAGACAUUUUGAGCAAGCUGACACAGAAUCAGCUCCAUCUGUUAUACAACAGCUGACGAAGCUACUUCAGUCUGAGCCGAUGUUCAAAUUACUCAGAACGAUGACUGGACUGGAAAUGGCUGAUGUACCACUCACUGAUGAUGAUAAUGAUGAUGAUAGCGAAGAGGAUGAUGAAAAUGCUGUAGAUAAGGAGACCAGUGCUAAAAGGGGCGACUCUUCAAAGCGAGGCCCAUGUUGCCAUGGUUGUAUCAGACGGUGGACUCACGGUUGUUACACUUUAGUUCACGACACUGAUCCCGAAGGAGAAGAGUUUGCUCUGGAUGUUAUGUUAUACGUUGGUGGGGAAGGAUGGAAAACUGAUUACGGUGGCUACACCACGUACUUAACAAGCGGCGAAGAUGAAGAGCUUCUAACGGUCCACCCACAAGAGAAUUCUUUGGCGUUGGUUUACAGAGACAAGGAGACAGUGAGAUUUGUUAAACACGUGAAUCACUCGGCGCUGACUGACGAGGGAACGGCAAAUAGAGACAGCAAAUUGUUUGACUUUUCUUUCGUUUAUUUUGAGUAAGGUAUUUGCUCAUGUCACUUGUUCGAGUCAAAACUGAAAACUUUGAUCAGUGAUCACUUGGUGUAUUGCUCACUGGAGGCAGCAGCAAGAAUUCAGUGACAGUUGAAGAUGCAUUUUUGGACGCAUUUAUUGCGUCUACCAAGUCUCCUUAAAAGGUUAUUGUAUAUUCUACAAUCAAACAUUUGGAAGGAAACCCAUGAUUGCUAAGGGGGGUUUCAUGACUCUCCAGAUGAGAUCGAAAUAUUGGAAAUUUUAUCCUGCUACGUGAUUUGGUCCUUUUCCCAACCAUGCGUCUCAGGAUUUCUUUAUUCAAGUCACUUGUCCGAGUCAAAGCUGAGAAAUUUGAUCAAUGAUCACCUGGUGUAUUACCCACUGGAGGCUCGCAGCAGCAAGAAGUGAAUGAGCAGUGGACACCAUUGCCUGAUGAAGACUAGCAGUAUGCUGUUGAAACGUCGCGAUCUACAUCUUAAGUGACUACAUCGUAGAACAAACGAUUAACAGUUUAUGAUUAAGAAUUCAGUGAUAGUUGAAGAUGCAUUUUUCGACGUACUUAUUGCAUCUAGCAAGUCUACAUAGAAGGGUAUUUUAUAGUCUUAAAUCAAAUGAGAGAAGAAAACCUGUGAUUGCUAAGAAGGGUUCAUGACUCUUAUUAAGCUGAGAUCGAAAUAUUGGCAGUUCUAUCCCGCUACAUGAUCUGGUCUUUUUUUCCCAACUAUGCGUCUCAGGAAUUCUUUCGGUAAGAAUGACCUAUGACUCAAUAGCAAUAGUUGAUCAUCUGCUGAUUAAAAAGGAGAAAUACCUCUCCAGACUACGUGAAGACCCUCUCCGUUCUCGAAUUGAUCAAACUUAAACCCGGACCCAUCUACGAGAUGUGACGUCACCUAUUGAGUCACUGACGCCGUCCCAGAUCCCGCCCUCGGUUCUCGUGGGCGAGGGAGACGUGGUGGAUUAAUUGGACUUUUAGCUUACCCUCGACAUCGAAAAAAGCCACACUGGUUCAUCUGACGACACUUUGAUGUAUAAUGCUUUGAAAUUGUGAACUUUGUCUAAUGCAGGGAUCUCGGUCACGCCGUUGGCUUUUUCAAGUCCCCAGAAAUGAUCUGGAGAGAAUAUUUUUGCGAUGCCAACCUAUCAGAUUCAACGAUAUUAGAUAUACGUAUGAUGCACGAUCCUCGCAGUAGAUUGCGCUAUU
This is a messenger RNA of Stylophora pistillata, 2792 nucleotides long. Its product is annotated as prolyl 3-hydroxylase OGFOD1. Gene Ontology annotation, cellular component: cytoplasm. Gene Ontology annotation, biological process: peptidyl-proline hydroxylation; regulation of translational termination. The record is from RefSeq and is a predicted model, not a curated record. NCBI's taxonomy places the organism in Eukaryota, Metazoa, Cnidaria, Anthozoa, Scleractinia, Pocilloporidae. Gene Ontology annotation, molecular function: peptidyl-proline dioxygenase activity; L-ascorbic acid binding; iron ion binding.